This is a messenger RNA of Gossypium raimondii (Peruvian cotton), 482 nucleotides long. Its product is annotated as DNA-binding protein S1FA. Gene Ontology annotation, molecular function: DNA binding. NCBI's taxonomy places the organism in Eukaryota, Viridiplantae, Streptophyta, Magnoliopsida, Malvales, Malvaceae. Gene Ontology annotation, cellular component: nucleus. The record is from RefSeq and is a predicted model, not a curated record. Gene Ontology annotation, biological process: regulation of DNA-templated transcription. Bases 104 to 352 code for a protein of 82 amino acids. The transcript has 2 exons.
UUCGUUUGAUUACCAGAAACCGGUUUUUGUUUUUGUUAUUUUGGUUCCCAACUUGUGUUAGUGAGGAGCUCCAACCUUGAGUUCGCACUUGGACUUGGCAGUCAUGUCAGACGAGUUCGAGUUCGCCGAUAAGGGAAGCAAGAUUAUUUAUCAAACUGAGGCCAAAGGAUUCAAUCCUGGCUUGAUAGUGCUGCUGGUUGUUGGGGGGCUACUGCUAACAUUCCUUGUUGGGAACUAUGUACUUUACUCGUAUGCACAGAAGACUCUUCCACCUAGAAAAAAGAAGCCAAUAUCAAAGAAGAAGAUGAAGAAAGAGAGGCUGAAGCAAGGAGUUUCUGCUCCAGGAGAAUAACAAUUUUCUUCCUGUUUAGUUUCCAGAGAGUUGUCUUGGUUGAGCAAACAUCUUAAUCUCAUAUUUGGUAGACUAGGAGGUAAAAUACUGAUUUUCUGUUUCAUUAAUUGCAGUUUAUCUGUCUCAUUUC